AUGGAAUGCAAGAUUGAUAUAUUUUCCCUUCUGCCUUGUUCUGCCAAAAUCCCAACUUCCUGGAUCAGUAUUUUCUGCAACUAUUUUCCAGGUUUUACGUGGCAUGAUGAUUAUACACAGCAUAUUAUUGCCCGUGAACUUUCUAAUCUCCCUAAGGCCCACGACUGGCAUCUGGAAACAUUCUCAUCUGAAGAUCCCGAUUCAGCCAGGAUUUCAAAACAGGGGCCUGACAGGAAUUUGGAAAAAGAUGUGAACUUUGCCAAUUUUCCCCAACAAUACCUUGCUUACCUGGAUAUUCUCUCUCAGUCUGGAGCUCCAAAUUUAUAUUCAACAAUAAAUGCCAACAAAUCCCCUUUUAAGGUUGGCAACAUACCACCAAGGACCAUGAUCAACUAUAUGAUGCAGAGUUCUAAAGGAAAAACACCUGCUAUGACCUAUUCAGUACCUGCCCAUUCAAAGUAUAUUGAAAACUUUCCUGCAAGGACCUUCAGCAAAUCACAGAUGGAUACUUUACUACUAAAGCCUGAAGAACAAUUAGACAGGAAAGGUCUAUUGGUGGCACUCAAUGCAUACAUCACUCAGAAAUCGUCAGCCAAAAACCUUGAUGGACGUUCAUCUGUUAGCAGGACUAAAGAGACUUCUCCCUAUGGCAGUAGGGUUAAGCCUCUUCACAUUGACCACCUUGAUGGAACAAUAUCCAAAGAAAAGCUAGGAGGCUUUGAGAUGAGACCACAGUUUCUACAGAGGCCAGCACCCGGAUUGGUGUCUGGGUCUACCCAGAAUGAUUUGAAGCUUCCCCUAACUCCAAUAGAUGAAAUAUUUAUUCAAGAUGUUCUGAGGGACCUGAAGAAACAUCAUGUGGAUGUAGAUAAGUUGAGCCCGCUGGAGUUGGACAAGAUGGCUGAUAUAAUUGCUGAAGCUAUUCAAACUGUUGAUACAACUGAAGAAAAGAGCAAUGCCGCUGGGAAGGUUGAAGGGGAGAGAACUGAAACAGGAGUAGAUGCAGCAGGAAAAAGCGAUUAUGAGAUGGGAUUAAUGAAUGAAGGUUUUCACAUGCAAGAUGAGGGAGCAUGGAACAUUGAUGCCGAGGCUAAAAAAGAGGAGGACCACUUAGGUUCAAAGGUACCAGAUUUCCUAAGUAAGAAUAUGGUAACUGAAAAUCUGCCUAGGGUGUAUUUGUCCAAAGAAUCCUUUAAAACAGAAAUGAAGAAAUCAGAGGAUUUAGACCUUUCUUCUUCAUCUGAAGAAGUCAAAGUUGGGUUUGAAAAUGUGAAGAGUGAAACAUUCUCAAGGGAACUGAUAGCUGAAAAGAAAGCAGAAUCUGAGCCCAACUCCAAGGAACUAACUGAACUUCAUCACUGGAUUAAGAAUACUUGGCUUCAAGAUGAAAGUGUGUAUCAGGCAACUCAAGAAAAGAUGGCAGAAGGCCUCAAGUUAGAUGCAAAGUCUUCUAAAGAGGAAGAAUAUGGCUACAUUGUGACAGAGAAAGACCCACUGAGUGAAGAAAAAGGUUUGGACUUAAUAAAGGAAGUUGCCGGUCUUCUGAAGCUCCAGAUGACAGCAUUUGCUGAUAUCAACGUGCUGGGGCCGGCUGUGACCUUCAAAGUGCACCCAAAUGCCCUUGGUAUCACCACUGCUGAUGUUGUCAAAGCAGCAG
Python bivittatus (Burmese python) is the source of this 1657-nucleotide messenger RNA. NCBI's taxonomy places the organism in Eukaryota, Metazoa, Chordata, Lepidosauria, Squamata, Pythonidae. The record is from RefSeq and is a predicted model, not a curated record.